UAGUGGCCCGCCAAAACACCGCGCAAUCAGUCCAGGGCAAGCGCAAAACAACCCACACCCAGCACCAACUCCAUCUUGAGUUCUUUGCUGAUCUCGAGACUCCCUCGGCCUUCCGGACCAUUGCAUUAAACACAACAUCACGCAAAGUCUAGUCUGCUUCACAAGCAUACUUCAGAAAUACAAUACACAAUAUACAAUACACCACCUUGGCAUUGACCAUUGAGACAUCGUCGACCAAUUGCUACGUGUAAAGCGCAGCUGUGAUGCAGCUUGCCUGCCAAUCAUCACCAUGCGUCUAAUUACAAUUCUGCUCGCGAUCGCACUCGUUCUGGUCCUGGCGUUGGCCAAGGAAGACUACUACAAGAUCCUGGGGCUGGACCGCUCCGCCUCGGAACGGGAUAUCAAGCGCGCGUACCGGACGCUGAGCAAGAAGUUCCAUCCGGAUAAGAAUCCAGGCGACGAGACGGCGCGGGAGAAAUUCGUCGAAAUCGCCGACGCGUAUGAUGUCCUCUCUACACCGGCCACGCGGAAAAUCUACGAUCAAUACGGACACGAGGGCAUCGAGCAGCACCGGCAGGGCGGGACGGCAGGACGGCCCGCGAACGACCCCUUCGAUCUGUUCUCGCGGUUCUUCGGCGGCGGCGGACACUUUGGGCAUGCGCCGGGCCACCGGCGCGGUCCGGACAUGGAGAUGCGGGUGGGGCUGCCGCUGCGGGAUUUCUACACGGGGCGGGAGAUCCGGUUCGGGAUUGAGAAGCAGCAGAUCUGCGAUGCGUGUGAGGGGACGGGGGCGGCGGACCGGCAGGUGGUGACGUGCCCCAAGUGUAGUGGGCGCGGGCGGGUGAUCCAGAAGCACAUGCUUGCGCCGGGGAUGUACCAGCAGGUGCAGAUGCCGUGCGACGCGUGCCACGGCCAGGGCAAGACGAUCAAGAAGCCCUGUCCUGUGUGUGCGGGGCAGCGGGUUGUGCGGCGGGAGGUGGAGACGGUUGCGACGGUGGAGCCGGGCAUGGAUAAGGGGACGCGGCUGGUGUUUGAGAACGAGGGCGACGAGAGCCCGGACUGGGUGGCGGGCGAUCUGAUUCUGGUGUUGGAGGAGAAGGAGCCUGAGUUGGCGGCGGACGAGGCGCGCCGCACCGACGGCACGUUCUUCCGGCGCAAGGGCAGGCACCUGUUCUGGAGGGAGGUGCUGUCGCUGCGGGAGGCGUGGAUGGGCGAUUGGACGCGCAAUAUCACGCAUCUGGACGGGCAUGUUGUGCAGCUGAGCCGCAAGCGCGGCGAGGUCGUCCAGCCGCUUUCCGUCGAGACAGUCAAGGGCGAGGGCAUGCCCUUCUACUCCGAGGGUCAUUUGCACGAGCACCACGACCACGAUUCGGAGCCGGGCGAUCUCUACGUUGAGUACACCGUUGUCCUGCCGGACCAGAUGGAGAGCGGCAUGGAGAAGGAUUUCUGGGCCAUGUGGGAGAAAUGGCGCAAGAAGCACGGGGUCGAUCUCGGCAAGGACAGUGGCCGGCCUAUGCCUUCAGAGGGGAAAGAUGAGUUAUAAUGGUCUUCAUUUCUGUACAUCUGAUAGACUAGACGAGAAUGGGAUAAAAGUAACCAAACAGCCCGACC
Messenger RNA from Aspergillus novofumigatus IBT 16806, 1611 nucleotides. RefSeq names its product putative DnaJ domain protein. The record is from RefSeq and is a predicted model, not a curated record. Gene Ontology annotation, molecular function: Hsp70 protein binding. The transcript is spliced from 2 exons. Gene Ontology annotation, cellular component: cytoplasm. NCBI's taxonomy places the organism in Eukaryota, Fungi, Ascomycota, Eurotiomycetes, Eurotiales, Aspergillaceae. Gene Ontology annotation, biological process: protein refolding. The coding region runs from base 290 to 1543 and encodes 417 amino acids.